This is a messenger RNA of Cannabis sativa, 1495 nucleotides long. RefSeq names its product probable NAD(P)H dehydrogenase (quinone) FQR1-like 3. NCBI's taxonomy places the organism in Eukaryota, Viridiplantae, Streptophyta, Magnoliopsida, Rosales, Cannabaceae. The transcript has 5 exons. The record is from RefSeq and is a predicted model, not a curated record. Bases 603 to 1214 code for a protein of 203 amino acids. Gene Ontology annotation, molecular function: FMN binding; NAD(P)H dehydrogenase (quinone) activity.
CUCCCGUAAACUGAAACUCCAUAACCCAACUGUCAUCUUCAUCACUGAAAAGACACAUUAGCAAAAAUAAAAUAAAAUAAAUAAAUAAGACGUUGACACGUUACGGGAUUUACAUCAAUAACGUCUUGCUUAUCUUUCUGUUGAUCCGGGCCCAGGCCCAAGUCCAGGUCGAAUUGGGUCUGUCUCUUCUCUUCUACGUGUCACACCGACUCACUGCCAAACUUCAUGUUUCAUGCCAUUGGAGUUCUUUUCCUUCUCUGUUCUUUACUUAAAAGUUACUCCUUUUGAUCUUAUAUCUCGAUAUUGACUCAUUUUUUAUGAUCGUGGCGCUGAAGGUCUUUCUUUCUUCAUGUGAAGCUUCAGGUUGUGUUUGCAUUUACAUUAAAGAAUUUUGAUACGAUUUGAGUUUUUGUGGACUGUGUUUUCACAAAGCCGAGAACAAUGGUGUUUAUUGUUUACUCCUCGAGUUACAUGCGUGGAUAUAAACAUUUUCUAGUUUUUCAAUCUUCACAACUGUUUAAUAAAGGGAGCAAGUGAUUCGGUAUACACAGUUUUGAAAUAGAGGAAAGUUUAAGAACAAGCUCCCACGUAAAACCACAGCUAUGACUACCACAAAGAUCUAUAUAGUGUACUACUCUCUGUAUGGACAUGUAGAGACUAUGGCGCGAGAGAUCCAGCGAGGUGCUAAUGCUGUCCAAGAUGUUGAAGCAACACUUUGGCAGGUACCUGAAACACUCUCAAAUUUGAUACUGCAAAAAAUGAAGGCCCCUUCCAAGGCAGAUGAUGUGCCAGAGAUCAAGCCUGAACAACUUUCGGAGGCUGAUGGCUUUGUGUUCGGCUUUCCUUCUCGUUUUGGUGUAAUGGCUGCUCAAUGCAAAGCCUUCUUUGAGGCUACUCACCAACUAUGGGAAAAACAAGCACUUGCUGGUAAACCAGCUGGUAUAUUUUGGAGUACUGGUUUCCAUGGGGGAGGCCAAGAGCUUACUGCAUUAACAGCCGUGACUCAAUUGGCACAUCAUGGUAUGAUAUAUGUCCCUAUUGGGUACACAUUCGGAAGUGGAAUGUUUGAGAUGAAUGAGGUAAAGGGUGGCUCUCCUUAUGGUGCUGGGACAUAUGCUGCAGAUGGGUCUCGUGAGCCUACGGAGCUUGAACUUAAGCAAGCCUUUUACCAGGGUAAAUAUGUUGCAGAAAUGGCCAAAAAGCUCAAACAUUGACACCUCUUCACCCUAAAAACUGCAUUCAAUAUGUUAAAAGUUCAAAACUAAUUGUGAAUGAAAGAAGUACUACUUUUAACAGAAUGGAGCAUCACAUAACUUUCAUUUAUCAGCUCCAUCCGAAAAGGAAGGCCAUUUCGUAUUAUUAGAGGAGAAAUUGGCCUAUACAUAUUGCAUUUUCUUUUACAUUCUUACCAAACGAACUUUCAAUAAAUGGACCAUCAUAACAAUUGUUUACUAUUUAUAAUGGAAUAUAUAGAAGGUGUUUUUUUUUUCUUUUA